AUGGUACAAUGCUUUGCUUGCCUGCUCUGCAGUGGACUGUCCCAGAGUUUGCACAGUGCAGGACCAGACCCUGUUGCAAGGCUGAGCUGGUUGCUGUUCUGUUCCCCAACAGAUCUUCGAUGCGGUGCUUCGCUCUCAGACUCCAACAAAGCAUUAAAGAUUGACCUCAAUUCAAAUGCAAACUGUGUCUGGCACAUUCAGAGGAGUGAUAAUCAAACAAUUAGGCUCAUCUUCUCGUAUUUCAAAUUCAAUCCUUCCUCAAGCUGUGAAACAGAAAAUAUUGAAGUCUAUGAUGGUCCCUCACCUAAUUCACCUCUUCUUGGACAAGUAUGUAACAACACUGACGCCGUCCCAGUGUUCCAGUCAUCUUCAAACAGUCUGACUUUUCUCAUUACAACAAACUCUGUGGAUUUCACACGAAACUUCUUUGUCUUCUAUUACUUCUUCUCACCAGAAACAGCAGUUGAAAACUGUGGGGGAAACUUGACUGGUCCCAGUGGGACAUUUACCAGCCCCAACUACCCAGCAGCUUACCCUGAAUUUACCUAUUGUGUCUGGCACAUACAGACUACAGAAAACUCGAAGAUAAGCUUAGAAUUUCAGGAUUUGUUCCUGGAACUAGAUCAGCACUGCCAGUUUGAUUUUCUGGCAGUCUACGACGGCCUCACCACUAACACUGGCCUAAUUGGAAAAGUAUGCGGUAUUUCUCGGCCCACGUUUGAAUCUUCUUCAAAUGUCAUGACAGUCGUGCUGUCUACAGACUAUGCCAACUCCUACAGAGGGUUUUCUGCUCAAUAUACCAGCAUUCUGCCAAGUCUCCCAGAGCCUGACACAUCCCUUACAUGCUCUUCAGACAGAAUGACAAUUGUUCUGAGCAAGGCUUACCUGGACUCCCUUGGCUAUAAUGAAACUCACCUGCAGCUCAAUGACCCAUCCUGCAGGCCAGUUACAACAGACCAAGUGAUCUUGUCCUUUCCUUUAAACAGCUGUGAAACAACUAAGGAGGAGGAAGAUCAGAGCAUCACUUACACCAACAUCAUAACUCUCUCUGAAAGUGGCAACAUCAUCACCCGCAAAAAGACUGUCCAGAUCGUUGCAAAAUGCAUAAUGGAAAAGAAUUCAACCCUAGAAGUCAUUUAUGUAACAGAAAACAAUGUAAUCCAGAACACAACCUCUGUGGGAAUAUACAACGUUAGCAUGUCAUUCUAUGAUUCUGAUUCAUUCUCCAACCCUGUACUUGAGUCCCCCUAUUAUGUAGACUUGAACCAAACUCUUUUUGUUCAAGUCAGCCUUCAUUCCACUGACCCAGACCUUUUGGUGCUCAUUGAUACCUGCACAGCAUCUCCACAGUCUGAUUUUGGAUCAAUAACAUAUGACUUGAUUAGAAGUGGCUGUAACAAAGAUGACACUGUGGUAACAUAUCCACCCCUGGAGCACUAUGGAAGAUUCAGAUUUAAUGCCUUCAGGUUCCUGAGGAGAGCUCCAUCAGUUUAUCUCCAGUGUGAUGUUUUAAUUUGUGACAGCAACAACGUGAACUCUCGCUGUACCGAAGGCUGUGUCUCCAGGCACAAGAGGGAUACUUCUCCAUUCACUUGGAAAACCAAGGCUGUAGUAGGUCCUAUCCGCCUGAAACGAGACCGCAGGGCUGCUGAGCAUCUAGAAUCCCUCACUAGGACAGAUGCUGAAGAAACCUCAAACCUACAAGACAGCUUCUACGCUCUUUCAUUUGUGGUUUUGAUUUCAAACGUUAUCACUGUGGUAGCUGUGGCACUAAAAUGUCACAAUAAAUGCCUAUCGAGAUAUAGCUACCAAAAAAUCCAAAGUUGA
Molecule: messenger RNA, 1827 nt
Organism: Centrocercus urophasianus (Greater sage-grouse)
Lineage: Eukaryota; Metazoa; Chordata; Aves; Galliformes; Phasianidae
Gene: CUZD1
Product: CUB and zona pellucida like domains 1
Cellular component (GO): cell surface
Source: RefSeq, a predicted model, not a curated record